AUGGAGUACACGUGGACGCUGGUGUCUAACACUGACGAUCAAGGUUUAGGCAGCGAAACAAGUCUGUUGAAUUGUAAUGUUCAAGGACCACACUCGGGUCAAAUAUUAAUACUCUCGAACGAGUCCAGUACCCAAGCCAUACAAAAUCAAGCUUUACCCGAUAUUACAAGUCCUCUGGAAAAAGAUUAUGGGACGAGCCGGAUACACUCAAACGAGCCCAGGAAACUUCAUCUCAUGCAUAAUAGGAGUGAUUUUGUAGGUGGUAUUGACAACGAAGCUUUGGAUUUCAGUCAUUUGACUGACGAGUUCAUUCAAAAUAAUAAUACAGAAGCCAAUCAAUUCUUUCACGAAACCGUCGACCAAAACGAUCACGUGAUGGUUCGAAUAAACACACCAUAUCAACAAGAGCCACCUCAGCUUUUCUUGAAAAGCGCAUCGAUACCGCCGAUCGCCGACUUGUCAUUCCACAGUAAUACUGUUUUGUCCAAUGCCGGUCUGCCUAGUAAGCCGGUCAAGGAUAAGUCACACAAUUACACCAACAGGCACAACUUACCAGAAAGUCCGCCAGACUCUGAGCCACCAUAUUCGCCAGCCGAUGGCGUUGGCCAAUCUCCACAUCGAAGAACGCCUAAUUUGCAAUGUCUCAUAUCGGCCAACAAGGGUCAAAUACCAAUGAACCCCGGGACCACUGGGCUCUAUCAGAAACAAAUCGUAACCACUAAAAUUCCACACCCGUUGUCCGUCCAACCUUUGUUGAUAAACCAACCAGGAUCGUCGUCCCACGUCACACAUUUAGAUUUUAAUCAAAUGCCUAACGCGAGGGAAAUCGAAAUACCCGAACCCGAAUACACGGACUUGUUGAACGUAACUGUGACGGAAAAGAAGCGAAAACUUUGUGCGGACAUUAUUGGAGGAAGUACCGGUGGUAGCAACGUCCGCGUCAAAAAAGAAACCGAAAAUUGCGUGAAAAAACCCAUAACUCACGUGUCGCCGUCGGGAAGAUCGGUUUGUAGCGAAGACAGUUACACGUACCAGGAUAGCUGCGAAUCGGGUUUGUAUAACGACACGAGUUUUCAGUGUAUCCGAUUCCAACCAUUCCAAGAAUCGUCAUGGAACACUCUGUGCGAUCAUUCUUUAAAGGAACUGCCAAUACCACAUUAUAGAGUGGAUGCGGAUAAAGGCUUUAAUUUUUCCAACGUCGACGACGCAUUUGUGUGUCAAAAGAAAAAUCAUUUUCAGAUCACAUGUCAUACACAACUGCAAGGCGAUGCACAGUUCGUAAGAACCACUGAAGGAAUUCAUAAAGUCGGCAGUUUCCAUUUACACUUUUACGGUGUUAAGGUGGAAUCGCCUGGUCAAACAAUUAAAGUAGAACAGUCUCAGAGUGACAGAAGCAAAAAAGCGUUUCACCCAGUUUUGCUGGACUUGCGCGAAGAACAAGUGUCCAAGGUGACGGUGGGCCGAUUGCAUUUCAGCGAGACCACCUGCAACAACAUGAGGAAAAAAGGAAAACCGAACCCGGACCAGAGGUACUUUUACCUGGUGGUGGGCCUGCACGCGCACUGUAUCAACGACCACGACUAUCCGAUCGUCUCGUACGCAUCCGAGCGGAUAAUUGUCAGGGCUUCGAAUCCGGGCCAGUUCGAGAGCGAUGCGGAACUGUGCUGGCAACGGGGCACCACGCCAGAGUCGAUUGUCCACACCGGCAAGGUGGGCAUCAACACGGACCGGCCGGACGAGGCGCUGGUCGUCCAUGGAAACGUCAAGCUCACGGGACACAUCAUUCAACCUUCAGACAUCAGGAUCAAACAACACAUACAAAAAUGCGACACAAGCGAGCAGCUGCGUAACGUGCAGAAAAUAAACGUGGUUCAUUUUAGCUACAAACCGGAAUUUUCGUCGUUGUUCGGGUUGUCUCUGAAGGAAGCUGACACCGGGAUCAUAGCACAGGAGGUGCAAGCCGUUUUGCCAGAAGCCGUCACCAACGCCGGUGGCAUAGCGCUGCCCAACGGAAUUGUGUACGACGACUUUUUGGUCGUGAACAAAGAUCGGAUCUUCAUGGAGAAUAUCGGAGCUGUAAAAGAACUGAGCAAGAUCACCACCCAUUUGGAAGCUAGAAUAAGUGAGCUCGAACAGGAUCACAAGCGCUGUUUGCUGUUAGCAGACAAACAUCCGGGUAUAGCGCUAUCGGAUUUAACCACCACGACCUAUUCUAGCAAGCACAACGAUUACGAUUCCAGUGUCGAAAAACAUAAACUGUUAAAACCAACGAGUUCGAGUGAUGUUAACUGUGGGAAAUUUGUGCAAAUUUCCAUUAUCUCUCUUACUGUGGUUAUCGCGAGUUGUUUGGUUUUCAUAACUGGACUAUUUUUUAUGGAACACCAUUCCAGAAGUCAACUCACAUUCACAAGUGAACAUGAGCUCAUCGUCAAACCGUUGAAUAUAAAUGCAAUUCAGGCCCACGAGAGUGUUGUUCAGCCGAAGGACACCGGUCAAUUACCGUUGGAAAUAGACGGGUUUUUCGACAAAGACAAACAUUUGACCUGCAUGCGGCUUAGGCGACUUGUAACCAACAGCAUGAGUUGUGAAUACGACAAGAUCAAAACAAAAAUGAAUAAAAUCGCCGAUAAAAAAAAGGAAGAGAGCAAAAAUGACGAUGAGUUCAUACGUUUUAUCGUCAAAAUCGACCGUGUAAUUGACAUCGUGUACAAGGACGUCACGAUCGGCGUGUAUGGCAGUUACAGUAACUUUACGGCGGAAGCCAACGUGACGGACGAAUGUGGCCGGUCGGAACUUCUCCAACAAUGUAGCGACAAGUCGCUGUUCGUGUACGGGUUCCAACUUCCGGUCACCAAACAACUUACCGACUAUUUUAUAAGCGUAUCUUAUCGCAUAAGCAAAGGCAGCCUGAACAGUUGUCCGACCAGCAUGUCCGUGUCGACGACUUGUCCGUCGGACCCGUACACCAGUCUGUGGGCGCUGAACGGCACUCGACGGAAUCCGUCAGAAACUUCAUACGAUUGGCAGACCGACAAGUAUUCAGUUUCCGAAGACUCGGAAUCGGUUACCGUAGUCGUCCGGUACAAGCCGUGGUCGUACGAAAAGUUGAAGGGGUCAUGCAGGUCACCGGAAGACAAACGGACCUUGGCCAUCGUCGAGUACACCAUCUCUCUGCACAAGGAUUUCAGCGAGAUCGUGUGA
This is a messenger RNA of Macrosiphum euphorbiae (potato aphid), 3201 nucleotides long. The record is from the annotation of a GenBank genome assembly. NCBI's taxonomy places the organism in Eukaryota, Metazoa, Arthropoda, Insecta, Hemiptera, Aphididae.